AUCAACAACUCUUCAUUGCUUUGUUCUACAUAAACCCCAUCUCAUUUCUUCUUCUAAAACCAAACUCUUAAAUUUUAUAACUUGUAACAAAACACAUUAUAUAUCAUUUCAUCAAGAAAAUGAGAGAAAUUCUUCAUAUUCAAGCCGGGCAAUGCGGAAACCAAAUCGGUGCCAAGUUUUGGGAAGUGGUUUGCAAUGAACAUGGGAUUGACUCGAGUGGUGCAUACAAUGGCAACACUCAUGUUCAACUAGAGCGAGUCAAUGUGUACUAUAAUGAGGCGAGUGGUGGACGAUAUGUCCCACGGGCCGUUUUGGUUGAUCUAGAGCCCGGUACUAUGGAUAGUCUACGUGCCGGGCCUUAUGGCCAAAUCUUUAGACCCGAUAACUUUAUUUUUGGCCAAAAUGGUGCCGGUAACAAUUGGGCUAAGGGUCAUUAUACCGAAGGUGCCGAGUUAGUUGAUGCUGUUCUUGAUGUUGUUCGCAAAGAAGCAGAGAAUUGUGAUUGCUUGCAAGGGUUCCAAGUAUGUCAUUCACUUGGAGGAGGUACUGGAUCCGGUAUGGGUACUUUAUUGAUAUCCAAGAUCCGAGAGGAAUAUCCGGAUCGAAUGAUGUUGACUUUCUCGGUCUUCCCAUCGCCUAAGGUGUCCGAUACGGUGGUUGAGCCGUAUAACGCUACCCUCUCUGUCCAUCAACUUGUCGAAAAUGCUGACGAAUGCAUGGUUCUUGACAACGAAGCGUUGUAUGAUAUUUGUUUCCGAACCCUCAAGCUCACCAAUCCAAGCUUCGGUGACUUGAACCACUUGAUAUCAACAACCAUGAGUGGGGUCACUUGUUGUCUCCGGUUUCCGGGUCAACUGAACUCGGACCUCCGUAAACUGGCGGUGAACCUAAUCCCGUUCCCACGUCUCCACUUCUUUAUGGUGGGGUUCGCGCCUUUAACCUCCCGAGGAUCUCAACAAUACCGGGCCUUAACAAUCCCGGAACUCACCCAACAAAUGUGGGAUUCCAAAAACAUGAUGUGUGCCGCGGACCCACGUCACGGGCGUUACCUCACGGCGUCAGCAAUGUUUCGGGGCAAGAUGUCUACUAAGGAAGUAGACGAACAAAUGAUGAAUGUACAAAACAAAAACUCGUCUUAUUUCGUUGAAUGGAUCCCAAACAAUGUGAAAUCGAGUGUUUGUGACAUCCCUCCAACGGGCCUUGCUAUGUCUUCGACAUUUAUGGGGAACUCGACGUCUAUUCAAGAGAUGUUUAGGCGAGUUUCUGAACAGUUUACGGUUAUGUUUAGGAGAAAGGCUUUCUUGCAUUGGUACACAAGUGAAGGGAUGGAUGAAAUGGAGUUCACCGAGGCAGAGAGUAACAUGAAUGAUUUGGUGUCCGAAUAUCAACAGUAUCAAGAUGCCGUGGCUGAUGACGAUGUCGAAGAAGAUGAAUAUGAAGGAGAAGAAGAUGAACAACAUUAAGUUUUUUUUUUUGAUGAUUUUUAUUGCAUUUUACGAUUCUAUAUAUUUUGCGAGUAUUGUUUUUGCAAUCAUUUCGUUUUUAUGAUAUAAUAAUGAAUGAAUAAUGUAAUAUCUGUUUAAUUAUUUUUGGGGUUAUGGUGAUAA
This is a messenger RNA of Erigeron canadensis, 1607 nucleotides long. RefSeq names its product tubulin beta chain-like. Gene Ontology annotation, molecular function: GTPase activity; structural constituent of cytoskeleton; GTP binding. Gene Ontology annotation, biological process: mitotic cell cycle; microtubule cytoskeleton organization. NCBI's taxonomy places the organism in Eukaryota, Viridiplantae, Streptophyta, Magnoliopsida, Asterales, Asteraceae. Gene Ontology annotation, cellular component: cytoplasm; microtubule. The coding region runs from base 120 to 1463 and encodes 447 amino acids. The transcript has 3 exons. The record is from RefSeq and is a predicted model, not a curated record.